Molecule: messenger RNA, 2547 nt
Organism: Fonsecaea multimorphosa CBS 102226
Lineage: Eukaryota; Fungi; Ascomycota; Eurotiomycetes; Chaetothyriales; Herpotrichiellaceae
Exons: 5
Coding region: 1-2547 (848 amino acids)
Source: RefSeq, a predicted model, not a curated record
AUGGAGACGACAACAGAGACGCUGCAAAACACCCGUUUGGAAGAUAAUCGGGAUGAUGAGUUUGAGAGCAAACUACGCGACCUCCUGUCCCGUGUCAGGAAAGUCGACUUGACGGCUCUCAACCUCAGAGCCGAGAAGUCGUCUUCCAAAAGCAUCCCCGCCGUUUUGCUAUGCUACGCCGAGGCGUUGAGAGAUGCGCGUCAGACGCCCGAAGCCGAAGCGCUGGACCAGGUGCGCGAGAAGGCGCUCGAUAAGAAAGCCUUUGGUGGCCUCGGUCUGCGUCAGGAUGACGACGACAGCACCGCUACUCCUGCUCAGCAGUCAGAGACCCUCUUCCUGGUCGAGGCGUGGCUCGAAGCCAUCAACUCCAGAGAACGGGCACAAAACUUCUUGUCGUAUAGGACCUCCCCGGUGGAAGGCACGAGACCUAUGACUCUGGCGCAGAAGAUCUUUGCUCAGCACGUGAUUGGGGAGAAACCAUCAAAGGGGCUGACGGCGGGCGACGUCGUGAGGGUCGGGAUUGACUGGAUCCUGGCGUCCGAAUUGUCCUGGAGUGGCAUGGCCCGGACAUGGAGACGUCUAGGCUCUCCGGGAAUCUGGCGCAACGACCGGUUCUGGCUGGCCGGCGACCACGUCGUCCAUCCGGCGGUGGCGCAGAACCCCAAGAUCAAGACCCUGGUCGAGAUCUCAGAAAAGGCAAAACGGGAGUUCAAGAUGACAGAGUACCAGGGCAUGAAUUACACCAUCAUGCAUACAGAGUUUGUCCGAGAACGUAUCGAGCCGGGCAUGCUCGCCAUCGGCUCCGACUCGCACACCUGUUCUGGCGGCGCCGUGGGCUGUCUAUCAAUUGGACUCGGCACGGCGGACGUGAUGAUGACUUUGACGUUGGGAGAGACGUGGUUUAAGAUCCCCGAGUCGGUUCUGAUCGAGUUCGUCGGUCAGCCCGCCUUUGGCAUGUCCGGCAAGGACGUCAUCCUCUAUAUCCUCGGCGAGCUGAAGCGCAACACCGUUGCUGCGGAGCGCAUCGUCGAGUUUUGGGGUGAAGGUCUCAAGUACCUCUCCGUUGACGCGAGGUUUGCCAUCUCAAACAUGUGCACCGAAUUCGGCGCCAUCACGGGCAUCUUCGUCCCCGAUCGCAUCACAAGCGACUACAUUGCCCGGCGGCGAAGGAAGGCCAACCGCGUCAACUCGCUCUACUUCCGCCCCGACGCCGACGCACCUUACGCCGGUAGGUACACCAUCGACCUCUCGAAAGUCGAGUCGUCCGUGGCAGUUUAUCCGAACCCGGACGACGUGGUCCCCGUCUCGCAGAUGGCCGGCAAGCAACUCGACGGCGUCUUCAUCGGCGCCUGCACCACCACCGAGGAAGAGCUGGUCCUCGCCGCGCUGGUCCUGAAAGUCGGCCUAGAUAGGAAAUUGCCCCUGGCAAAGGGCAAGAGACACUAUGUGCCUGGAUCAUUGCCUAUCGUCGAGAAGCUCAAGGACCUGAAGCUCCUCGAGAUAUACGAGGCCGCGGGCUUCACGCGUGGUCCGCCGGGGUGUUCGUACUGCGUGGGUCUCUCGGCUGAGCACGCCGAUGAAGGGGAGACUUGGUUGAGCUCGCAGAAUCGCAAUUUCCAGAACCGCAUGGGCAAGGGUGCAUUCGGCCACAUCACAUCCGCAAUGGUCUGCGCUGCCUCGAGCUUCAGUAUGUCCAUCACCAGUCCCGCGGAGUUUCUCAAGGACCUGGACAUGGACUUCUUCCGACGGUACCGUCCUCUCCCUGAGGUUGAUAUGGUUCCGGUGGAAUACGUCGAGCCGGAUCUCAGCCAGGCAUCGAGCGAUGCUGUGCAGACGAACGACAACAGCAGCAGCAGUGCACCCACCAGAGCCACGACCACCACGAAGUCUUCACUCCCGGACGCGGAUGCGGAAGCCGAGCCGGCGAGAAAGCUGGACAAGAUCACCAGCAAGAUCGUCACGCUGGGCGACUUUAUUGAUACGGACGCGCUCGCUCCAGGUCAUACUCUGACUUCGUGCGUGACCGACGAGGACUUUGGCGAGCACGUCCUCGAGCACACACACCCGGACUUCCGGGCAAAAGUGCGCGGCGGGCAGCAGGUCGUGGUGGCUGGGCAUGCGUUUGGCGUGGGAUCGAGUCGCGAGAUGGCUGUGGGUGCUUUGAAAGGCGUGGGCGUCCAAGCCGUGAUAGCCCGCUCAUUCGCCUUCAUCUACGGUCGCAACCAGCCCAGCCUGGGCCUCUUGGGCGUCACAAUGACGGACGACGCGUUCUACGAAGCGGCCCAGGAGGGGAAGGAGAUCACGCUGGACAUCCCCGCCCGCACCAUCACGGUCUCUGGAAAGACGUUCCCCUUCAAGUUGUCCGAGAUGGAGUACAACCUCACAAUCAAUAACGGCGUCGCUGAGAGUUAUCGUAAGUUUGGCAAGGGCAUCUGGGAGCGGUUCACGGGUGCGGGGAAAGAAGAGGUCGAGAUGUCCAUCGUCAGAGCGGCGGUGCAGGGCGGUGGAGAGGAAGGUAAGGUAGUGGAUAGGAAAUUGGACUGGUAA